Messenger RNA from Petromyzon marinus (sea lamprey), 5159 nucleotides. The record is from RefSeq and is a predicted model, not a curated record. NCBI's taxonomy places the organism in Eukaryota, Metazoa, Chordata, Hyperoartia, Petromyzontiformes, Petromyzontidae.
CUCAGCUAUAAGUCCCGCCAUCUCGCUGUGUCAACGUAGUGCGAUCCUUUCUCGCUCAUAGUUUGUGUUUCCUUAAUGCGUUUUUCGCUUAACGUGGAACUUUUCACGAACGCGGUCACCGCGUUAAACGAGGACUUGCUGUUCAUGUAAUUCGUUGCCGUGUUUUUUUUGGUGGACUUUCGUUUUUAUCUGCGCCCUCGUGUUAACCUGACAAGUUUUAUACAGUUAAUUACGUACUAUUUGCAUCGCAUCCGAAGUUCAUUAAAAGUCGCGAGAUUAAUCAUUAAACGUGGUUCCACGAAAUACACAGUCGUGUGCGGUACUCAAAACCACCAUACAAAUUUCAACGCAGUCACGUCUCAUGAAGUUGGGGCCACCAGUCAGAAUAAAAUCGAUACAAUAUUAAUAACGACGCCACGAUGUCCGCGUCUGAGAGGGAUCAAGCAGAUAGCGACUCCACUGCUAGCCUGAUGGAGUGCUCGUACGACGAAGACAAAUGGGACGAGACCCACCUCCGGCGUGUGCAGGAUGGUAGCAGCACCAGAGAUGAGAUGAUGGGAGAAGUGGCUGGAAUAAUCACACGUGGAGAUGCAGAAAGGCUCUCUCCGGUGAUCGCAGUCGUGCCCAAAAUAAAAUUAAACAUUCAGCACUGGGGACUCGAGACUAACCCUUCAGCGCCCGCCAUGGAGGUUAAGCCUUUUAUUAUAUUUUUUUCUGAUUGUGUUGCAUAUUCAUGUAAUCACAGAAAAGAUGGUAACAUGUUCAAUUAUUCACAGGAAAUGGAAGAGGAAGGGUUUUCCCAAUCUCUCUUUGAUGAAAUCAUUUCGAAGAAAAAUGUACAUUCUUCUGAAGAAGCCAAAGUCUUGGUGGGAGUUGGUGAGGGCAUGAUAAUUAAACCCCCCAGUGACAGAGAAGAAGUUGUACAGCAGGAAAUGGAACCAGAUUAUGAAGAUUCUGAAAUCAGCCUCAUAUCUGGAAAUGUGGUGUCAGUGUAUCGCCCACUGGCACAUACUUCUGAAAGCUCAGCUGCUGAAGAGGAAAGUCAAACCAUGCUCCAGGCUGGAGAUUGUAUUGCAACCAAAAAAUUCAAAGAUUCCCACUAUUCUUCGCACACCUCUCCUAUUAGUAUUAGAUUUGGGGUUUCCGUCCCAGCUGAAGACCUUCCUGCAGUGAGCAUUUCAUCAGAGAGUGCUCCAAACACAUUUUCGUAUAAUUGCACACCCAACGAUGUUUUUUCCAAAGUUGAUAUAUCGAAUAAAGUGUCCGAUGUCCUUGGUUCGAGUGAGAGUACCCCAAGUGAUAUCGCUGCCCUGCCUACAAGACCUAAGAACAUAUCGAUCACCCAGAAGGAGAGCAAGGAGAGCUCUAUGACAGUAACGGAUUCAUCAGACAAAGCGAUUGACACUUUGAACACGAUUGACGUUGAUUCUAAAACCUUCGCGGCUACAUUACCAUUAGUGACCAUCUGGAAAGAGAUGAAAAUUAUAUAUUUGGAAGACGCAAUUGAAACUAAUGUGCCAAAGAAUAAAUAUAAUGAGAAAUUGAGAACAUGUGCAAAAUACAAAGAAAGAACUGAUAGCUGCGCUGAAAAUCCUGGAAAUAUUAAAGUGGAUGAAGUUACUUCUUGCUCAAAGACGACAUCGCCACUGAGUUGUCAGGAAGACACCAUUGCUGAUGAUGCCUCAAACACCUCUUGUUCAUUAGAUGUGCUGUGUGGCGAGCAUACUGCAGGACAAAUUACUGAGAAUAAUGUAGAGAGCUGCAGUGUUGAAGUGUUGCUGGAUUCAACAGAAUACUCAAAUUUCGAUUUACAAUUUCCACCCGAAGUGAGAAAGUCGUCACGGUUGGCAAGAAAGUGGAAAGAUGGCCCACCAACUUUUUUCUGGAGAGGAGUCAAAAAUAUCAAAAGAGAGACACCAGAUAACUACGUGAACGUGUGCAACAUUAAAGGAGAGACGCAACUUCAUUUUGCAGCAUUGAAAGGUCACUUGUCAAAGGUGAAAUCUUUGAUUCAGAGUGGAUCAGACGUCAAUGCUCCGGAUUAUGCAGGUUGGACGCCACUGCAUGUAGCGAGUACUCAUGGGUUUGUGAAUGUAGUUCUGGAAUUGGUCAGAGCCAAAGCAAGGGUUAAUUGCCGUGGCUUGGAUGACAUUACCCCUCUGCACGACGCUGCCAAGUGUGGUCAUUGGAAGGUGGUGCAGUGCCUGCUAGAGAAUGGCGCAGACCCCCGGAUGAAAAAUGCUCACGGCAAAACCGCCCUCGAGUUGUGUCAAGGUGCCAGGGUGCAACAUCUGCUGAGUAGCUGGGCUAAAGCACAGUGCGCCGAUGGUGACCAAACGAGAUUACUCGUGGACGAGCCAGCCCGUUGCCCUGCAGGUGAAGCAAGUAAUGAGCCAGUGACUGCCUUUAGGGGAAGUCACUGCCCUGAUAGUGGCAGCAAAUCUGCUAGCGAGGUAGACAUCAGACAGAGCUGUGAUGUGGCAUUGAAGGACCACUGUCCAGAAGGGAAGAAAUAUCCAAUGAAACCAGGAAGGAAGAAAGGACAAGGACCUUCAAGUGAUAAACAGCUCCAUCUCAUUCAGGUAUUUAAGGAGGCUAUAAAAGAACUUGACGAUAUCAAGAUCACCCUGCAGUCCAUAAAGUCAUGGGAUCUUUCAUUGACUGGAAAAGCAGACAAAUACAAACAAGCUAUACAGAAGAUGCAUUUGACGCUAAACACUCUGCUUCAACGUCAAAAGAAAGACUCGUAUUCUUUGAGCAACAGCACAAAGCACUCAAGUGUGUGCCGAGCCAAAGCAAAUAGUGAACUGUGGGAUCUGCUCAUGAUUCGCAAAAGAAAAUUAUUGGAACGACUCAAAACUCACAGGGAGCUCAGCUUAAGAUACAAGACUUUCCAGCAAGAACUUAAACAGCAGUUGCAGAUUCAGCAGCAGACGUUGGAGAGCGGAAAUUCUCAGGAGGAACAAACGCCCUCGGCAUCGGGAAUGACUGUGAAAUCGAGUGACUUUGCUCAGGUUCCAAACAGCAUUGUGCAAGUAGAACAACAACAAACCAUGGGAUCAUCUGUGGUCAUUCCAUGUACUUCGGAAAACACGACUGCUCUGCCAAUCACCGAUUAUGCAGUGCAGAGGGACGGAGCUACUAUAGUGCAAGAAGGAAAUACGACUUUUGAUUCUGAGGAUGUGGUUUAUAUCCCCGAUAGUUUGAUCAGCUGCACACAGACAAGCAGCGGCCAGAGUUCAGCAGUGACACAUGAACCCUGUGACAGCCAAGUGCAAAUACUUGCGAAAGGUCUGUCAGCGGGAGCACAAAAUGAAUACGUAUCACAUAUGUCGGUUGUCGGUCUUCAAAACACACCACAGAUUUUAAGUGUUACAAGGCAUCCUACAAUUGAACACGACUACACCCGGCUACGCGGACAGCAAAAAGGAGGCGUAGAACGUCAGGAUGCGGACCUGGAAAUAGAUGUUGGAGCUGCACCGGGAGAGGUCAUCAUGCGGCCAACUGAAAGUCAGACAGAUGUCACGGGAAGCAUUCCGUCGUUUCUCAGUUAUCGACAGCUCGUUCAUCGAGGGGUUUUACAACCCGGGAAAGAUGUUCUCUCCAUUAAUGUGAAGGGCACGGUGCAUUAUGCCACUUUGCUGAUGAAUGGGACAAUCCUCACGCCACAGCUGGCGACGUACAAAUCCCCGAUGCUGUGGCAUAAGGCGCUCUUGGCAAGCAACACCAACCCCAAGUGGAGCGUUACUGCUAGCGUGGUAUUGUACGAGGGAAGAAUGAUGUCAAGUUAUGCUAAACGUGAAAACUACCCAUCCGCACCUCUGGCGAUUCCAAGCAUUGCAGUCGCUGUUUCGACAUCGAAUACACCAAACAUUGCUGCUCGUUUUGCCCAAGAGACACCUGUCCACAGUGAGACUCAGUCUGGCACUAAACCCAGGGAUGUCCCCAUCACUAAAUACUUUAUUUUGCCAUCGCGAGACUGUGACCUCACUGGAUGUGAAGGCUGUCAGAUAUUCACAUAUCCAAAGAAGGUUCUGCUGGUGCAGAAUUCUGAACUCUGUCCCAUGUACUACAUUAACGACCUGUUUAAUAAUCCAGACAACUGGGAUUUCCUAUGCAGCGAAGGAACCAAACACGCUGAUCAUACCUCAACUCAGUCCUCCAGCAGCAUGGAAUGCUCUUAAGUUGCGAGCAAGCACACAAGUAGCGAGCAUGCGGCUCUUUCUUCUUCAAGCACCGGUUCAAUCAGCAGCCAAUGCUGCUAACUAAACAUUUAAUUUAAUUUUACUCCACUAGUCCUCUUCAUCAUCAGCCACGGUUAAUGGACUGCUGGAUGAAGGCCUCCCCAAGCCAAAAUAUGACUCCACUUUGCUCAUCGUAGGCCGUUAUGGUGCCGAGUGUAUUUCAGGGCGUCGGGGAUUUGGGUUGUAAGUGCUGGUGGGCGUGUGAUUCAAUCCAUCUGCUGUUUGUUGCCACCCUCACUGAGUUAAUGAUCAAUCCAGGUGUCUAAUGAACACGAUGAGCUGUCUGCUGUUAGAACGAGUGUGCUAUGAAGUCUGUGCUCUGUAACUGCCGGUCUGUAUGGGGCGUUGGGGCCAGGACCCCACCACAAACCCGAUCGACCAGUUGCCGCUGGCUUUGUUAUUUUUGGGUCAGGUUUGAUGUGAAAAUCUGUUGCUCACACAGAGCAUGACUGUUGUUAAUGCCAGUUCAUUGCAUAUUUAUUUGCAACUGCUCUACAAUGUAAAAGCCACAUGUGUGUAGUUGAUGUGAAAAUGUACUUCUUUGUUCAGAUGGUUAUCAGAGAUCGAUUACAGCUGGGUCUGCCCCAGUUGGCGAUCCAGAAAAUAUUUCCACACCCGUCACACCACAUCCAGUAUACCUUUGACUCUGGCUGUGCCGACUAGCAACAUACCUUACUGGAGUAUACCAGUGAUCCAGAAAUUAUUCAAUUAAAGUAAGCCCUGGUGAAGAGCAUAGUUUGUUGUUAGUGCUUAAAACUUAGUUUAUGCAUUACUGUUUAUUGCUCAGUUUUACAAGUGUUUGCGGUUGGAUGUUGAAACAGAUCAUUAAAGUGCGAUUGAGCAACGUUUUCAAUUCAUUUAUUUUAGUAUAGCCCUGUGAGCCAUUCGGCUCUUGAAUCGGGUGCAACCACAACA